AUGACGCAAGCAUUAGGCAAAUAUGCAGCAAAGAAGAUUCUCAGCAAGCACAUGGACAAGUACAAGGACAAAGACCCCUUGCCAAACAAUGAUCCAUACUUCGAGUAUAUUAAGCGUCCCGGCAGGAACGGAAAGAUGAAGACGAAGAAAGUCAAGAAGCAAGUUCCUGACUACAUCCCGGAACAUGACGCCAUCAUUCUUGCCAAGAUGCGCCAACGCGCCUACGCCCUCGACUGCUGUCUCUUCUCCAUUAUGGGUGUGCGGUUUGGUUGGAGUAGCGUCAUAGGCAUUGUCCCCGCAGCUGGUGACAUGGUAGACGGUGCCCUUGCUUUUCUUCUUAUUCUGAGAUGCUGGAGAGUCGACUGUGGAAUAUCCGCUUUUGGAAAGGGUUGCAUGCUUUUCAACCUCGUCUUCGAUUUCCUUGUCGGUCUUGUCCCGAUCCUCGGCGAUAUCCUCGAUGCUGGCUACAAAUGCAACACAAAGAACCUGCGAAUCCUCGAGCAAGAAUUGGACAAAGCCUACAGGCCAAAGGCA
Molecule: messenger RNA, 534 nt
Organism: Aplosporella prunicola CBS 121167
Lineage: Eukaryota; Fungi; Ascomycota; Dothideomycetes; Botryosphaeriales; Aplosporellaceae
Exons: 2
Source: RefSeq, a predicted model, not a curated record